Molecule: messenger RNA, 741 nt
Organism: Drosophila sechellia
Lineage: Eukaryota; Metazoa; Arthropoda; Insecta; Diptera; Drosophilidae
Product: putative gustatory receptor 59b
Exons: 1
Coding region: 1-741 (246 amino acids)
Biological process (GO): sensory perception of taste
Cellular component (GO): membrane
Source: RefSeq, a predicted model, not a curated record
AUGUCUAUGGUGCCAUUGGUUCUCUAUUCUGUUAACUAUGCGGUUAUAGUAUAUGUUCUGAUAUUCCGCUCGUAUCGGGAUAGUCUUUUUUCCGAUUUGGUGGACAUAACCGAUCAGUUAAACCGUAAAAUGGAGCUGGCCGAAAGGAAAACGAUUUUAAAACUUAGGAAACUGUUGUAUUUGAAGUCGUUCACCCUCACCUAUCUUAAUCUGGGAUCUUUUCUAUCGUUUUUAUUUCUAAAAGAUCGAUUUUUGGAAGCAAUUAUAAUAGGUGUAGCCUACAGCAUCCUGAACACCAGUAACUACUUUUACUUCACCUCCUUUUGGCAAAUCGCUAGAGGCUAUGACUUUGUGGAUUGCGAGAUAAGAAAUCUAACCUCCUUUAAGUCUGGCAGUAAUGUUAAUGAUUUCUCGGAGGUCCUGCAAGAUCUGUGGUCCUUUCACUGGACCCUCAGCCUAAUGGCCCGCAGAAUAAGUCGAGUCUAUGGAGUCCACAUGCUCGUCUCGCGCACCGAAUACGUUUUGUUCGCUGUUGUUUAUGGUUACGUGGGAAUCAUUUUCCUGUUCCAAGGAAUGAGUCUGAUGUUAAUUCAUGCUGGCCUGAUAUACUUCAUUCGGGCUUUGGACUUCUUCCUGAACGAUGUCAUCUGUGACCUGACCGCCAGGUAUCAAAGUUAUCCAAAACACGAACUUAUCGAAGGAGUUAUAAACCAGAAGGCGGUAGAGUAUCGAGUAAACUAG